Molecule: messenger RNA, 1529 nt
Organism: Lactuca virosa
Lineage: Eukaryota; Viridiplantae; Streptophyta; Magnoliopsida; Asterales; Asteraceae
Source: the annotation of a GenBank genome assembly
AUUUUCUUUUGUUGGCACUCGGGAAGGGUAGGUAUACACACCAGAAAACACAGGGCGAGUUCCCCGAGUCAAAACAGAGUCACAUAAUCAAACAGCAAGCAACGGCGGAGCCGGAGCCCGAGUGUUGGAUGAUAUUAUCGUACCAACGACCGAGGGCGCUGGCUUUGGAAUUACGAUCUCAAAUAAUCCGAAGGACGUUCGUUUCUUCAAUGGAGACAAAUGCAAACGUGAAAAUUCCCCAAACGAAAGAUUAUUCUCACUAUAACCACACUGAUUCUUGCAAGUCUUCCAGAUGGACUUCUAGGGAAUCUUAUCUAUUCAUGUAUGCAAGACCAUGGCAAAAUGUGAUCAACUUUUACUCAGAUGUAGUUAAUGGUCAGAUUACAUUCCUUCAGUUGUUUGGAGCCAAGACACAUCACAUUCCAGAUGAUAAUAGUCUAGACCCUUCUGAUGAAUCUGAAUAUGUUAUUACUCCAUCACAAAAACGAGCUGGAAGGUGGGCCCGAAUGAAUUAUAAGAUAGUUCUUUCAUAUCAUGGAGGAUCCUUUGAUGGAUGGCAAAAGCAACCAGAGUUGAAUACUGUUCAAGAGGUGAUUGAAAAGUCUCUUGGGAAGUUUGUUGAUGAAAGGAAAGCUGCAUUACUGAGGGAAAAAGGUCUUCCUCUUGAAGCCAAUGUUGUAGUUGCUGGAAGAACUGAUAAAGGGGUGACUGGUUUUCAACAAGUCUGCUCUUUUUAUACAUGGAGAGAGGAUAUUAAACCUCAAGAUAUUCAAGAUGCCAUUAACAGCAUAACACCAGGAAAGCUUAGGGUCAUAUCUGUUUCUAAGGUCCCACGAACAUUCCAUCCUAAUUUCUCUGCAAAAUGGAGGCGAUAUUUAUAUAUCUUUCCUUUGAAUAAUGGGGAAACUGAUGAAGAAGAUGAUAACCAUGAAAAUGAGAAAAGUUUAGAAUCUUCAUUUGAUAAUGAAAAUGAAAAAGAUGAUGAGGGAAAUAUAAAAAAACCAACCAGAUGUUUGCACGUGAUACAAAAACCCUCAAGAAACACUGGUCCUCCAACCGAGUGUUUUGUCUUCCAUGCGCGGGCCACACAAGUAACUUUAACCAUUGAUGCAAAGAAAGGAGAAUAUACAAAGGCAAUGUGCAUCGAAUUGGUUGCUAAUCGUUUUUUACGCAAGAUGGUUCGUGUGCUUGUGGCAACAUCAAUAAGAGAAGCGGCGGCUGGAGCUGAAGAUGAUGCGCUGAUAAAAUUGAUGGAUGCCACGUGUAGACGUGCCACGGCCCCACCAGCACCCCCUGAUGGCCUUUGUCUUUUUGAUGUUGGCUAUAAAGAUUUUGAUUCACAAAUUUGCUUAAUCGUGUAAUGUUUGAAAUCAUUUAUCUAGACAACACUUUAUUUAAAUUGUACUUAAUGGGAAAGAAAGAUAGAGAGCCUUAGCAUCAUUUAUAUGGGGAAUUUUCCGAGAUGUGUGUUUGUUUUGCCAAAAAGAAAAACUAUAUACGGGUGUUUUUUUAACAUCAUUUAUUAAGAC